GCCUUUGGCUAUAAUCCUGGCACGUAUUUGGUUGGCUGUUAUGGUACCAGCAACUUAAACGCGCCAAAAAUCUUCUCGUCUCUCUUUUCCAGCAGUUGCCAUGGCAUAUGCGACUGCAAAUCUUCUUCAUUUCUCAACCCCUCGUAUCCAAUUCAGAAACCCUUAUUCUUCAAGAACCCUAAAAAUUGUCAACUUAGUAUCACCUUUACCAUCAUCAUCAUUUUCAAUUUCACCCCGGCAACAAUUGAAGUUAUUUCGACCUAAUUUCACCAACUCUGGAAGAAAAAGAUUUCAUUUCUCCACAGAAGCUUAUGUAGCUGCUCCAGCUUCUGAUUCAAACAUCAACAGUGAACCAAAACCAGAAGAAUCAAAUUCUUCUUCAUCAGAUACUAAUCGUUCUCCAAAUGUUAUCAGUUGGGGUCUUAUUUGGACUCUUAUGCUUCGGCAUAAACUCCGCCUUGCGAUAUCGAUUGCUACUCUCAUUGGUUGCACUACUUGUACUCUUUCUAUGCCAAUCUUUUCAGGACAAUUUUUUGAAGUACUAAUUGGAGCGAGGCCGGAGCCUUUGUGGAAGUUGCUUAGUAGAAUUGGAGUUCUUUACAUUAUGGAGCCAAUUUUCACUAUUUGUUUUGUAAUAAACAUGACUACUAUUUGGGAGAAUGUGAUGAUAGCAUUGAGAGGCCGCGUUUUUCGAAGAAUUUUGAUUCAGAAGGCAGAGUUUUUCGAUCGGUACAAGGUUGGUGAACUGACUGGGUUGAUAACAUCUGAUUUGGGUUCAGUAAAAGAUGUCGUUAGCGAAAACACUUCACGUGAUCGAGGUUUUAGGGCACUUUCUGAGGUUGGAGGUACAAUAUGCAUUCUUUUUGCCCUAUCUCCCCAACUUGCUCCACUUCUCGGUCUACUGACGCUUUCUGUGUCAUUUUUUGCUGCUAUAUACAAGAGGUCAACUAUACCUGUCUUCAAAGCACAUGGGAAGGCCCAAGCAUCGAUAUCCGACUGCGCAAGUGAAACCUUUUCAGCUAUUCGCACUGUCAGAUCCUUCAGUGGUGAAAAGCGUCAAAUGUCAAUGUUUGGAAGUCAAAUUCUAGGUUAUCAGGCUAGUGGCAUAAAGCUUGGAACUUUCAAAUCAGCAAAUGAGGCUGUGACAAGAGUUGUGAUCUACAUAUCUUUGUUGGCUCUAUAUUGUCUUGGUGGAAGCAAAGUAAAGGCGGGUGAAUUAUCUGUUGGAGUCAUGGCGUCUUUUAUUGGAUACACGUUCACUUUGACUUUUGCUGUUCAAGGGUUGGUUAACACAUUUGGCGACCUACGUGCAACUUUUGCUGCUGUGGAGCGGAUCAAUUCUGUCUUAUCUGGGACAGAAAUUGAUGAAUCCCUUGCUUAUGGCUUAGAAAGAGAACUCCAUAAAAAAGAAGGCUCUAGUGGGAAUCUUGAAUUAUUCUACGAUAAUGAUUUCACUGAGAAAAAUGUAGCUCUAAAUGAGCAUUACAUGUCAGCGCUGAAGUCAUCUGGUAAUGGGUGUGGUGUAGCUUGGAACGGCGAUAUUAGUCUUGAAGAUGUUCACUUCUCUUAUCCUUUGAGGCCUGAUGUUGAAGUCUUAAACGGUAUUAACCUAACACUUAAAUGUGGUACCAUAACUGCUCUGGUGGGCUCCAGUGGUGCAGGGAAAAGUACAAUCGUUCAACUAUUGGCUCGUUUCUAUGAGCCAACCAAAGGUCGCAUAACUGUAGCAGGAGAGGAUGUAAGAACCUUUAAUAAGACUGAAUGGGCUCGUGCAGUCUCUAUAGUGAAUCAGGAACCUGUCCUCUUCUCGGUUUCUGUUGGAGAAAACAUUGCUUACGGCCUUCCAGAUGAUGACGUUUCCAAAGAGGAUGUGAUAAAAGCAGCCAAGGCUGCAAAUGCACAUGACUUCAUUAUUUCCCUUCCACAGGGUUACGAUACACAAGUAGGUGAACGUGGAGGCUUGCUGAGUGGAGGGCAGAGACAGAGAAUAGCCAUUGCUAGAGCUCUACUCAAGGAUGCACCAAUUUUGAUACUGGACGAGGCCACCAGUGCUUUAGACACUGUAAGUGAGCGCUUGGUCCAGGAUGCUCUUAACUUAUUGAUGAAGGGGAGAACCACACUGGUGAUUGCUCAUCGAUUAAGCACUGUUCAGAACGCCCACCAGAUUGCUCUCUGUUCUGAUGGGAAAAUCGCAGAGUUGGGUACUCACUUUCAGUUAUUGGCAAAGAAGAAGGGUUUGUACGCAUCGUUGGUUGGGACUCAACGCCUUGCAUUUGAGUGACUGGAAAUGACAGUCUCUCUCUUUUCUGCUGCGACGAGCAUAUCUGCAAGUCUGCAAACGCAAGCCUAAAAGUGUGUUGCAAGUGUUCUUUGUUAUUUGGGUUCAAUUCUGUAUAAUAUUCCAUAGUCAUAGUCAACAGUACCAUCCUAUUCUAUGCACCACAAAAUACUACACUGUAAAAGAUAUUAUCAUGACAAGUUUCAUGCUUGCAAAGUUUUACUUGACAGAACAAAAGAUAGAAAAGAAGAAAAAGAAAAAAAACAGUUAAGUUCCUCGAUUCAUGUAAAGUUGUCAGAGAUCUUGCAUUUGAUUCAUGUAAACUUAAAUGCUAAACAUACUAGCAUAUCUAAAGCUGCUAGUACUUGUUUUCUGAACA
Messenger RNA from Papaver somniferum (opium poppy), 2657 nucleotides. RefSeq names its product ABC transporter B family member 28. NCBI's taxonomy places the organism in Eukaryota, Viridiplantae, Streptophyta, Magnoliopsida, Ranunculales, Papaveraceae. Gene Ontology annotation, cellular component: membrane. Bases 101 to 2281 code for a protein of 726 amino acids. Gene Ontology annotation, molecular function: ATP hydrolysis activity; ABC-type oligopeptide transporter activity; ATP binding. The record is from RefSeq and is a predicted model, not a curated record. Gene Ontology annotation, biological process: transmembrane transport. The transcript has 16 exons.